GAAUCAUGACUCUGAAUCCUAACCAACCAACCAACGGCGUCGUUUCCUUUUUCUCUCUUUUUCGAAAAACAAUGAGCUCCGCUUGUUCUUCGUCCUGUUAAUGCUCUUCUUCUUCUUCUUCUUGUUUUUUCAAACACCAGCAUUACUUAUUCCCCACACACACACAAAAACCGAUUUGAUAUUCUUACAAACUCGAAGCCACACACACAGAGAGAGAGAGAGAGAGAGAGAGAGAACAGAAAAAACAAAAAGCUUUUUUUUUUUUAUUUUGUUUUUAGAAGAAGGAAUGGGGUUGAUAUUGGAAGAGGAAGAAAACGACGAAGUUUUGAUGCCUCCGACGAAUUUCUCGAUGGUCGAAGAAGGCAUUUUCAGAUCGGGUUUCCCUCAACCCGCCAAUUUUUCCUUCCUUCAAACCCUUAAUCUGCGAUCCAUCAUAUAUUUGUGUUUCGAGCCCUAUCCGGAGGAGAAUUUGGAGUUUCUUCGUUCUAAUAAUAUCAAGCUCUUUCAAUUUGGAAUCGAGGGGAAGACCGAGUCUCCUAUAUCUAUCCCCGAGGAGACUAUCAUGGACGCUUUGAGAGUCUUAAUUGAUGUGAGAAAUCAUCCAGUCUUGAUCCAUUGCAAGCGUGGAAAGCAUCGCACUGGUUGUCUUGUUGGUUGCCUGAGAAAAUUGCAGAAUUGGUGUCUGGCUUCUGCGUUUGAGGAGUACCAGCGAUUUGCCGGCUUGAAAUCGAGGGUAACAGAUUUGAGAUUUAUAGAGAAAUUUGACGUGGCAUGCUUGAGGCAGUGCCUUUACAGCAUUAUUUACCAGUAUCAAGGUUAUGGUUCCAAAAAGAGGAGGCUGCUGUACAGCGAAGAAAACUUGCAGAAGCCCCAAAUAACAUCAGUUUAGCUAAGAUUGGAUGAUUCUUUUUUCUGUUUACACCUCUUGAAGUUUGCGUAUAGUUCAUGGCAAUUGCCUUCGUUGCUUCCAUCUUUUCGUUCAUUACCUUGUACACGGGUUCUGUUAAAACAACCACCGUACUCUUUUUCUUCCCACCAAAAAGGCAUUCUUUUUCAGCCAAAUUCUGAUUGCAUACAUACAAACGAGCAAAUUGGUACUGGCCAAUUUCCUCUAGAGUUGUAAUGAUGAUUAUACUCUUCUUUUUAAGGUUUUUCCAUUAGUAAAGAAUAGUGUUGUCUUGAAAUGGUUGGAUAAUCUCCACUUUGUUAAUCAAUAGUAAGAGAACAUGUCUAUUAGGCAUGGAAGUUUGCAGUUAACAGAGACAAAGGUAUGUGAUUGCUUAUAUAAUAUGGUAAUCCAUUUUCAGUCCCAAGCUCAGUUCAUACUUUGGCUUCAACAUUGUAAAAUUGUUUGUUACCAUUAUUAACCAUUAUGUAUAUAAUUCCUUUGUUUCUACAA
Molecule: messenger RNA, 1399 nt
Organism: Ziziphus jujuba (common jujube)
Lineage: Eukaryota; Viridiplantae; Streptophyta; Magnoliopsida; Rosales; Rhamnaceae
Product: tyrosine-protein phosphatase DSP5
Exons: 5
Coding region: 101-889 (262 amino acids)
Biological process (GO): protein dephosphorylation
Cellular component (GO): cytoplasm
Molecular function (GO): phosphatase activity
Source: RefSeq, a predicted model, not a curated record